CUCACAAAUCAACCAUAACAUCUUCUUUCUUCUUACAUUUGAGCAAAGUUUUUUCUUCCUUUCAUAUUGUGAGAAUGUCCCAAACCAAUAUGAAAUUUUGCAAUAGUUAUUUUCUGGUCGAUCCGACCAAAGCAAGCUUUCUUGAUCUCCUUCUCCUUUUGUUUUCCUUCAACCUGACCAGCGCAAGAUUCAUCGAUUCUCCUCCGGAUACCCUCAAAAGCUUCCGGAGAAGUUUCGCGAGUCGAUGGAUCCUUGCGUUGGCCAUAUUGCUUCAAAAAGUAUUAAUGCUCUUGAGUAAACCUUUUGCAUUAAUUGGUCGUUUGCUCACAUAUUGGCUCAACCUUCUUACGGCAAAUGGAGGCUUCUUCAACUUGAUACUUAACCUUGUGACAGGAAAGCUGGUGAAACCUGACAAAUCUUCGGCGACAUAUACUUCGUUUAUAGGAUGCUCGGAUCGACGAAUAGAGCUUGACGAGAAGCUAAAUGUUGAUAGCAUCGAAUACAAGUCGAUGUUGUCAAUAAUGGCUUCUAAGAUCUCUUAUGAGAGCAAAUCUUUCGUCAAUUCCGUCGUCAAGAACACUUGGAAGAUGGACUUGGUGGGUAACUACGACUUUUACAACGCUUUCCAAGAAAGUAAAUUGACGCAAGCCUUCGUGUUCAAGACUUCAAGCACCAAUCCAGACCUCAUCGUCGUUAGCUUCAGAGGAACCGAACCUUUCGAGGCUGCCGAUUGGUGCACUGAUCUCGACCUCUCUUGGUACGAGUUGAAGAACGUUGGCAAAGUCCACGCCGGGUUCUCAAGAGCUUUAGGUCUCCAAAAAGAUGGAGGAUGGCCCAAGGAAAAUAUAAGUCUUCUACACCAAUAUGCUUACUACACCAUCAGACAGAUGCUUAGGGACAAGCUUGGCAGAAACAAGAACCUUAAGUAUAUUCUAACAGGUCACAGCCUUGGAGGAGCACUAGCUGCUCUUUUUCCGGCGAUUCUAGCGAUUCACGGUGAGGAUGAGCUGCUAGAUAAGCUAGAGGGAAUCUAUACGUUUGGACAACCACGUGUAGGGGAUGAAGAUUUUGGAGAGUUUAUGAAGGGUGUGGUGAAAAAGCAUGGAAUUAAGUAUGAGAGAUUCGUCUAUAACAAUGAUGUUGUUCCUAGAGUGCCUUUUGAUGACAAGUUAUUAUUCUCAUACAAGCACUAUGGACCUUGCAAUUCCUUCAACAGUCUCUACAAAGGAAAGGUAAGAGAAGAUGCACCAAAUGCAAACUACUUCAACUUGUUGUGGUUAAUACCGCAGCUGUUGACUGGUUUGUGGGAGUUUAUAAGAAGUUUCAUAUUACAGUUUUGGAAAGGCGACGAGUACAAAGAGAAUUGGUUGAUGAGAUUUGUUAGGGUUGUGGGAAUAGUGUUCCCUGGUGGCUCUAACCAUUUCCCAUUUGAUUACGUCAACUCUACGCGUCUAGGAGGCUUGGUUCGACCUCCUCCUAGUACUACUCCUGAGGAUAAACUUGCCCUCAUUGCUUGAACUCUCAAUGUUUAAUAAUCCUAUCCACUUUUA
This is a messenger RNA of Arabidopsis arenosa, 1550 nucleotides long. NCBI's taxonomy places the organism in Eukaryota, Viridiplantae, Streptophyta, Magnoliopsida, Brassicales, Brassicaceae. The record is from the annotation of a GenBank genome assembly.